Messenger RNA from Xenopus laevis (African clawed frog), 1696 nucleotides. It is a transcript of the gene tnfaip8.L, whose product is annotated as TNF alpha induced protein 8 L homeolog. Gene Ontology annotation, biological process: regulation of apoptotic process. NCBI's taxonomy places the organism in Eukaryota, Metazoa, Chordata, Amphibia, Anura, Pipidae. Gene Ontology annotation, cellular component: cytoplasm. The transcript is spliced from 2 exons. The record is from RefSeq and is a predicted model, not a curated record. Gene Ontology annotation, molecular function: cysteine-type endopeptidase inhibitor activity involved in apoptotic process. Bases 369 to 872 code for a protein of 167 amino acids.
UGUUGGGAAGUGCAGUGGUACAAGCACCUUACCCCUAGACAGAGAUAUAAGUGGUAGGUGCCAGUUACAGUUUAUGCUAAGUUGAAUAACCAGGAAGUGUUGUAGUGCCAGCUUUUGCCUGCAAGUGACUGUUUCCUUACUGCUAGCCUCCGCAGAAGUAUUGUCCAUUUUUAUCUACACACACAUCACUCACAGGCAUAAAUAGACUGUACGGAUCUGUUGAAUUCCUGAAGUGAGGCAAGUGUUGUUGCAGCUGUCACUCAUGUGUAAAUGCAUAUAUGCACUGAAGGAAUGGUUCACACUUGGCAACAGAUGUCUUCAAUUCCAAAAACCUGGCUGUACAAGCCCAGAAGAAGAUUCUCGGCAAGAUGGCUUCAUCGAAAUACAUAGCAACAUCCCUGAUUGAUGAUACAAGUGGUGAAGUUCUAGAUGAACUCUACCAAGUGACUAGGGAGUACACCCAGAGUAAAAAGGAAUCCGAGAAAGUCAUAAAGAACCUCAUCAAGACAGUGAUCAAGCUGGCAGUCCUGUACAGAAACAACCAGUUUAACGAGGAAGAGAUUGGGCUCAUGGAGAAGUUUAAGAGAAAGGUCCAUCAGCUGGCCAUGACUGUGGUCAGCUUCUAUCAGGUGGAAUAUACCUUUGACCGAAACGUGCUUUCCAAAUUGUUAAACGAGUGCCGGGAGCUGCUCCACCAGGUCAUACAGCGCCAUCUCACGGCAAAGUCUCACGGACGUGUUAAUCACGUGUUUGACCACUUCUCAAAUUGUGAAUUUUUGGCUACUCUGUACAAUCCCUUUGGAUCUUACAAACAACACCUUCAGAGACUCUGUGAAGGAGUCAAUAAAAUGCUGGAUGAAGACAAUAUUUAAACAUUUUACUAACGUUCAGAGGCAACGGUGUUACUGAACCAGCAGCGACUGGGAGUUACGAAGGGCCGAAGGGCCACUCAGAAAAGAGGAUUUUGUUUGCUGAUGCGUAAAACGUGUACCAGAUUGACCCCGUGUAGGUUGCUAUUUUCAGGCCUUUAAAGAAGUGGUGUAUCGGUUUACGGUUAUAAUAAAGCAGAUACAUCCAGUUAAUGUUGUGUAUCCAGUGGCUUAUACAUGAAACAAAGCAAACUUUUAGAACUCGAUUCCCAAGGCAAAUGCACAGAAAUGUAACAUUUCCCAGAGAUUCUAAAUGAAUGAGUUUAUUUAUGGUCUUAUAAAAGGUACCUUGAUUGGAUCCUGUUCCCCUUAUGUUUAUAAAAUGUGCAUUCUGAUACCUUUUGCAUUUAUACGAUCCUAAUAUGGAAAUGAAUAAAAGGCAGCUUUCUUUGCUUCUUCUAAAAGCUUUUGGUUCUCUGGACAAUUAUAUACAGCUAUGCGCUGUACUAGACAUGCAGGGUUUUUUACAGUAAUUCUGUUUUCUGCAAGUGCCACUGGCUAUAAAAAAAAAUAUAUGUUUGAAACACAAACACAAGUAGCAGAAGCCUUGAAAGAGAAUUUUGUCUAAAAAAAUAUAUCCAUGAAAGCUGCAUGCAGAAUGUUGUACAGUAGCAGUUAGUUUGCUUAAAUCAGUUUACUGCUUCACUUUGUUUCCAAAAGUCAAAUAACUUUUACUGUAAAUAAAUAGGAUUGCCUUUAGUUGAGGUGGGUGACAGUGCUAAUCAGACUUUGUGUAUUAUUUAUAUAAAGUUUUUUUUUUUGUCUGA